AUGUCUACAAGGCGAGGCCCACCAAAAUCAAGCCGCCCGGCAGUUCAUUUCACCGAUGUGUCCCCCCCUAAACCUUUUAAGGGCCACUUGGAGAGUUUCUUCGGAGUUACGCACAGGAGACAAGCUGGCGACAAAAAAUCACAACAGAAACCAUUGCCGAUGUCGGAAUUGGAUAAACCGUGGGAUGGGGAUAAGAGACUUCAACAAGUGUUUCAAUUUCCAAUCUUGGAAAAGUUUGCUUUCCAGCAUGAAGAUGACGAGGAUGAAUGGAUUGACUUUAUUAGGCGCUAUCGCCAGUUUGUAUACUGUCCCGAAAAACAUAUCCACGACUACGAAUGGAUGGAGAAAUUGUUCUUGGAUGUUAUUCGAUGGAAAGGGUACGAAUCCAGGAAACAGUACGAUCAUUUUUUUAAGAGCAAAGAGUACGAUGCGUAG
Huiozyma naganishii CBS 8797 is the source of this 435-nucleotide messenger RNA. RefSeq lists its product as uncharacterized. Lineage: Eukaryota; Fungi; Ascomycota; Saccharomycetes; Saccharomycetales; Saccharomycetaceae. The transcript has a single exon. The coding region runs from base 1 to 435 and encodes 144 amino acids. The record is from RefSeq and is a predicted model, not a curated record.